UGAUGUACAACAAGCAUAAUAUUUGCGAGGUGAACAGUAAACUUUAUAAUAGCAUAAAACAAAAGGGUGUUCUAACUUUCCAGUAAUUCCACGUUAGUGAAACUUAAUAUUUUUUAAUAAUGGUUCCACCACCAACUGGAAUAUACGGGCAAAAACCAUCAUGUUAUGACAAAAUAUCAAAUUCUUUCAUAAUGGGAGCUACAAUUGGUAUUACUAUAGGAAUGUUAUUCGGUGGUCUUAGCGCCUUUAGGUCUGGAUUUAGAGGAACAGAACUUGUCGGAAAAAUGGGUAUUACAAUGAUGCAAAGUGGUGGAACUUUUGGAACUUUUAUGGGAGUUGGAGCAGCUAUAAGAUGUUAAUUUUUUUAUAUGACUGAAUAAUUUAUAAAUAGUAAUAAUUCAUUUAUUAUAAACUCGCAAAGAACAUUUUUUAGAUUUAAAUAAAAAAAUAUAUGAAUAUUUAA
This is a messenger RNA of Daktulosphaira vitifoliae (grape phylloxera), 463 nucleotides long. Its product is annotated as reactive oxygen species modulator 1. Gene Ontology annotation, cellular component: TIM23 mitochondrial import inner membrane translocase complex. The record is from RefSeq and is a predicted model, not a curated record. Gene Ontology annotation, biological process: protein insertion into mitochondrial inner membrane; protein import into mitochondrial matrix. The transcript is spliced from 2 exons. The coding region runs from base 120 to 359 and encodes 79 amino acids. Lineage: Eukaryota; Metazoa; Arthropoda; Insecta; Hemiptera; Phylloxeridae.